UCACCCACCAGAAACACGUUGAGCUAAGUUGUCAAUCAAACUGGCCCCAGCCGCUCGACAGCCGAGCCCAAGUUGUUUAUCAUAAAUUCAGGUUAUAAGUUUUAACAUUAUGGACGGGGCCGUGUUGGCUCGUUGCUCUGUAUGGUUUCAGACCGCAGGAGAACAUACUGGUUUUUAAUCUGCCAGAUCCCAGUCAGGAAGGAAGCACUUGCGCUGCAAACCUGCAGAUCUGAGCUAACCCAUUUUUAUUUAACUGCUUCACGACGCCUUUUACUGCCCUUUUGGAAAUGAGAACGACGCUAGUCCUGUUGCACGGCAUCUCAUGCUGCUGGUUGGCCAGUGCUACACUUUCAAAAACUGAUGCCAAGAAGUCGCAUAAAGCUGAGGCUGAGACAUCUCCAGCUGAGUUAUCUGUGUUGGAGAGAGGCCUCGUUGUGUCAGACCCGCACUGGAAAGACAUAGUGAAGGAGGAAAAAAGACACUGUGCUCACAUCAAGAAAACAUUUCAGGGACCUGUACUGGGAUAUGUCACACCAUGGAAUUCCCACGGCUAUGACGUUGCCAAAAUGUUUGGCUCCAAAUUGACCUCAUUGUCUCCAGUGUGGCUUCAGCUCCGCCGACGAGGACCUGAGACCUUUGACGUUACGGGACUCCAUGACCAUGACCCAGGAUGGGUCAAAGCUGUACGCAAGUCUAACAAAAAAGUCAGGAUGGUGCCUCGGCUGUUAUUUGAUGGCUGGUCUUACCAGGACUACAUGAUCGUGCUGGGGAGUGAGGAUGAGAUAGAGGAACUGGGAAGUGAGCUGGUGGAUGUUGCAAAGACUGAAGGUUUUGACGGCUUCACCUUGGAGCUGUGGAGCCAACUGGGAGGGAACAAAAGAAAGGAGCUGGUGCAUUUGGUGAAACACAUAUGUGAGGCUUUGAAGGCAAAAAGAUUAGACUGCAUUCUUGUUAUUCCACCUGCUGUCACAAGUUCGGGGCAGCCGGGUAUGUUCGGCAGGGAGGAGUUUGAACAGUUGGCUCCAGUAGUCGAUGGAUUCAGCCUCAUGACAUACGACUAUUCCAGUGGUGCCAGACCGGGCCCAAGUUCUCCCCUGCCCUGGAUAAGAGACUGUGUCCUCCAGCUUGCACCCACCACUCAGUGGAGGCAAAAGAUCCUACUGGGACUCAAUUUGUAUGGCCUUGAUUUUGCAAGUCAGGGAACAGAGCCAAUCCUGGGAGGAAGGUACAUUGAGAUUUUGCGAGAACACAGGCCCAAACUUCUCUGGGAUGAAUAUUCUGCAGAGCAUCACUUCAGUUACAAGAGGAACAAUGCUGUUAAACACGUGGUGUACUUUCCAUCACUGAAGUCAAUCUACCUGAGAGUCUCUUUAGCCACUGAGCUGGGAACUGGAAUUUCUUUAUGGGAAUUGGGACAAGGACUGGAUUAUUUCUAUGAUCUCCUAUGAGAGUUGGACUUGAUAGUGAAGACUGGGGACCUUGGAUCAUCAGCACAUUGAUUCUUUCUUUUUUUUUUUUUUUGAACAUGGUGCACCAAAAACUCAGGUGGUGUAUGCAGGUAUUUUUUUUUCUGUGUGAGCAACUGAAAUGAACUCUGAUAUGAGCCAUUGACAGGGUGUAGUUAAUACUCAACCUGUGCAGUGUCAUAAAAGUGUUGAGAAAUCUUGUUUAAAUGACUGAACUGGGAUUUGUUGAUUUAAUAGGUCCAAGCAGCAGCCAAAAGGUACUUGAGUAUGUUUUAUUCCUGUUUGUCAAUGAUGUUGUGAAAACUUGUGCAGUUCAGUCAGAGUGCAGUGACACAUCUCCAUUCAGCAACAGAAAGUGCAUGAUCAUCAGUAUGUAUAAAAUUUAAAUGAAGGGGUAUAUUCUUGUUCAGAGGCCGUCAAGAGUUCAAGUGCCACAGACAUCUGUUCAGUCUAUUUGACUCACCAUUGCUUACAAACAUUUCUGCUCUUGGACGCAGCUUUGCUCGCCGUGAAGAUUAAUCCAAUUUUCUGGCUUUAAGCAUCCACCAUCGAGAAUACAUCUGCUCCUGAUACCAAGUUUGUUUUCUUUUGGUUGUUUUUGUCAUUUUUCAAAUCUUCAAAUCAAGACAUUUGAUUGUGUGGUUUUUAUUAGAUUUAUAAUAACAGCAUUGACAAGUAAUGAAGUUGUAUUUACAGUGUUGCCAAACAUUUGUUCUGCUGCAGCAUCUUCCAGUAUUUAUCUCAGAUGAAUGUUUGUUUAAUUACAUGAAUAUAAAUGUUAAACAGAUAAGCUGA
Seriola aureovittata is the source of this 2261-nucleotide messenger RNA. It is a transcript of the gene chid1, whose product is annotated as chitinase domain containing 1. The coding region runs from base 288 to 1448 and encodes 386 amino acids. Gene Ontology annotation, molecular function: oligosaccharide binding; chitin binding. Gene Ontology annotation, biological process: carbohydrate metabolic process. The transcript is spliced from 12 exons. The record is from RefSeq and is a predicted model, not a curated record. Gene Ontology annotation, cellular component: extracellular region. Lineage: Eukaryota; Metazoa; Chordata; Actinopteri; Carangiformes; Carangidae.